Molecule: messenger RNA, 255 nt
Organism: Penicillium nucicola
Lineage: Eukaryota; Fungi; Ascomycota; Eurotiomycetes; Eurotiales; Aspergillaceae
Exons: 1
Coding region: 1-255 (84 amino acids)
Source: RefSeq, a predicted model, not a curated record
AUGCUAUUAGCCACUAAGAACUGCAUUGCGCAGGCUAUUGCGGUUUAUCUCACCCCUGUGAAUGUCCUCAUCCCCAUUCUUGGGGCGUCAGCCAAGACCAGGGGUACGCUGUAUUCUUCGCUAUGCGGUGAAUCUCAGUUCUCGAUUGCAGAUGCAGAGAAAGAACAUCUUGCAUAUCCUUUGCUCGGUCAGAUUGUCGAGCGGAGCUUUAAGCAUGGCAUCAAGUCCGACGUUCUUACCGGACACCGGGCUUAG